AUGCAUAACCUACAUGCAAAUGAAGAAGAAGGAGUUACAUCGGUCCCAGGAACAAAUGGACAACCACUUGACCUAAGUUUAUAUGAUAAGUUGAAUAAAGCCAAGAUAAAAGUUAAGCGUGGAAGAUUACGGAGACUACACAAAUCACGAUCUCAAAUUUAUCCACACAAGUAUAAUCUAUGUAUGAAAAAUAAUCAACAAAAUUCAAACCGUGCACCAUGUUUAGCUGUCAAAUCAGAAAUUUUAAUUUGUCCGAUAUGUCACAUGGAAGCGACAAAUUUCAGUAUCUUUGCCCAACAUAUGUCGUUACACUUCAGUCAGUUACCAAUGAAUUCAUCCGAUUAUUUCAAUUAUAACUAUGAUUCAUACAAAUAUCUACAAGAGAAUGUUGGAACUAGAUGUAAUGUAGAUAUGGAAACGAGAAACAGUACAGUUGACAAUGAACACUUAACACCUGAGAAUACUAGACUUUUAGAAUUAAUCAUGCUAAAAGAUUACUGCUCUGCCGAAGAUAUAGUCACUAAAGGAGAUGAAGAAAAUUGUGGUGUCAAGACGAGUACUUCAAACGUCAAUAUAUUGUCUUGUAAUAUAUGCAGUAAUCUCACAACUUUUGGACAAUUUGCAGAUCUAAUGAAUCAUCUACAAAACAAACAUCUAUUAACUUAUUACUAUUGUAAUGGAUGUGGGGAGAAGUUCACUGAUCGGAUUCAGUGUCUUGUACAUAUCUUAUGCCGGCAUGUUUCACCAACAAAGCCAGUAGACGGAGGAAGUGAUAAUACUUUUCAUGCUAGUGACAGUAGUACUACCGUCACCAAUAAUACUGAUGUAAAUUCGGCAGUACUAUCAAGCAACGCGAAUGAAAACAAUUCACUUAAAUGCCACAGUGUAAACGGUAUUUGGAAUACUGAACCUAGACUACAUAACAUUCGUUCAAUGAACACAGUGAUUAAAGAAAAGAAUUCUGUUCAGAAUCUUAACAAAUUCAUUAAAAACAAAAUUAGUUCAUCUUUAAAUGAAUAUUCAAGCAACCACCAUUCAACAACUAAUGAACAAUGUGACCUGAGUAAUUUAAAUAAACAAGUAGAUAAUGGAUUGAAUAGAGAAGGUUUAAUCAUCAAGACAAUAAUGAAAAUAUAA
Heterobilharzia americana is the source of this 1137-nucleotide messenger RNA. The record is from the annotation of a GenBank genome assembly. Lineage: Eukaryota; Metazoa; Platyhelminthes; Trematoda; Strigeidida; Schistosomatidae.